This is a messenger RNA of Suillus paluster, 396 nucleotides long. RefSeq lists its product as uncharacterized. The transcript is spliced from 3 exons. The coding region runs from base 1 to 396 and encodes 131 amino acids. The record is from RefSeq and is a predicted model, not a curated record. Lineage: Eukaryota; Fungi; Basidiomycota; Agaricomycetes; Boletales; Suillaceae.
AUGUCUUUAGGUGAAUCGCAAUACUCAGCUGCUGCAAAUGUUCCACUUAUAAAAUCACCGGGUCUUCGUGUUCCUCCUCCUGUGCAUCUACCACCAGACAUUCAUCCUCUUCCUGAUAGUGUCACCCCUUACUUCGUCUAUCCAUUCACCAUAGAACCUCACAUCCUCACAGUCGAAUCCUCUCGGCGCACAACACUUGCUGCACAUACCGCAAGGAGGGAAUCCUAUCUCCGUGCCAGAGAAGACGAGCAUGAGAGAAGGAGAAGGGAGGCUUUGAGGCGUGUCGCACCAGGUUUUGAUCCUGCAGCCCCGCUCGUGCCAGUUCGUGCUGAGGUUAAGAAGGAUGUGAUGGAUGACCUUGUAGAUCAGCUGGCUAGGAUGGAUAAUGGGUCUUAG